GGGGCUUCGGCGCCACUGGUGAGGUGGGACCCCAAGGACCCAAGGGAUAUCCUGGUCCAAUUGGGCCUAUGGGUCUCACUGGAAAAAAAGGAGACAAGGGGUCAAAGGGCUUUGUUGGACUCCAGGGAGAGCUGGGACCUGACGGUGACCAGGGAAACCUCGGGCUGUUUGGACAAUCCGGGACUGGUGGAACGGGUGGCACUCUGGGCGACCCCGGUUUUGAGGGAGAAGAAGGCUCUGCCGGUCCGAUGGGGCCUCAGGGCAUGAAAGGUGUGGAGGGGCUGGCGGGGAGCCAAGGAGAUGCAGGCUACACCGGGUUCCCAGGACCAAUGGGACCACAGGGUGAAAAGGGGGUCAAGGGAGACGUGGGGAUCGCCGGCGUUCCGGGCCGGGACGGGAUGCAAGGCAUGGACGGAGCUGUGGGACUCCAAGGGCUAAGGGGACCCUUUGGAGUUACCGGAGCGAAGGGAGACGUGGGAGACAAGGGCGUUGAAGGACCCCAAGGACACAUUGGCCGAGCCGGACCCAAAGGAGACAAAGGCACAGCCGGGCGUCACGGCAAGCCUGGCAAGCCAGGCCCCAAGGGGAUGCGGGGCUCGAUCGGAGACGCAGGUGAAGAAGGUCCCAUGGGAGACAUUGGCCGCGAUGGGAAGGGAGGACCUCUGGGACCCAAGGGGGACAAGGGCACAUCUGGAGACAAAGGACAGAAAGGGCUGCGGGGCCUCACCGGCCAGAAGGGCGUUCUGGGCCAGCGAGGGUCCCCUGGCUACCCCGGCUCCCGAGGAAUCACGGGGCCGAGAGGAAACCCCGGAGGCAAGGGCCUUGCUGGGCCCCCAGGUCCAGCCGGCCCAUUGGGCUCAAGCCUCAACGACUCGGUGGUGGCGGAGCUGUGCCGGCGCGUCGUUAUGGAGACGGUGGACAAGUACGCAGGCGCCCUGCGCCGCACGUGCAUCGCCGCCUGCCCCAACAACGGGCGCGGACUGCUUGGCUUGCCCGGACCCCCAGGACCGCCGGGACUCCCCGGCAAACCGGGAGAGCAGGGCCUCGUGGGAUUCGAUGGGGAUGUUGGACUCCGGGGUUUGACCGGCGACGGGGGCCAGCCUGGCGAUCCUGGAGAGAGAGGUAAAUCGGGGAUCAAAGGAAUCAAAGGAGCGGCAGGCAUUGGGCUGCCUGGAUUGGAUGGCCUACAGGGUCCCGUCGGCGCGCCAGGAAUACCGGGCAUCGCGAAGGACGGCGUGCCUGGGAUGGAGGGCCCCAGGGGUUACCGGGGCCGACCGGGCCCCCCUGGCCAACCCGGCAUGCCCGGCGAGCUCGGCAAGUGCGAGGCGCGCGAUUGCGGGGCGCCGCCUUUCGGCCUACACGCCGCCAUCGGCCUCCUCAAAAGCCACAAGCGACAGUCUUAAGGCCCGCGCACAGGACUUCUUAGGCCACACCUCGUCAUCCGUCUGCCGUCCCCCCUCGCCCCACCAACCCCGCCCCUCCCCCCCUUUCCCCUGGUUCCGUGUUUUACCAAAAGGGCAGCACGGUCCUCGUCCCGCGCGCCUCCUUGAGAACGCGGUAGCUUCAGCUGCCCCUCCCAGGGCCAACGUUACACGCUUAACACGCGGGGCGGGCGGGGGGGGACUCGAGAGAAAGCGAGAGAACGUCUUCAAAUCCGGCUCUUUCGGUGGAGGCAGUUUCCAAGAGCUACUGCGGGUCGUGCGCGUGUUCCCGUGCGAGUUAAAGCGGCGUGCGGUCUUGCUUUAAUGUAACCGUGUGUGAGCGCGCACAUCGGGAAACCUGGCGUGUGCCUGAUUCGUGUGUUGUUGGCGAUUGCCUCCUUAACGGUCGAACUUUUUUAAAUAUUUUUUUUUUGUUUAAAGAGAACGCGUCGCCAACAAUGGGUACAAAUCCCGAGGGCGGUGCGAUGUUGCGUUGUGGGCCAUCUUGUCGAGGAGUUGAUCUGGCGCCUCCGGAGUUUAUUUUCUUAAUUAUUUUCGGUGUAAAAAAAAAUAAAAAAUGAAAAGUAAACAUUCCGGCGGAGCAGUGAGUUGGGUUGAUCGGAAUGCACACCUCUUUUUUCUUUAAAGCAAAUGUUCCUUCACGUGGUGCUAUUCUAUUAUAAAAUAUGCUGUGCCCAAUGUUCAUACAAGUGCAGUCCAUACUUCCCUUUAUGUGCCUUGGGACCUCCCAGAUGGCCUGUGAACGGUCUGAGCAAAUCGCCAGUUUUGGAAGUGCAUUUUUUUUAUUUUGCUUCUUUGAUUUUGGUCACUUUAAAAGUCGUAUUUUUUUAUUAUUAUAUUUGCUUGUCCACGCUGUGAAUAACCCGGUGGAUUCACUGUGCAAAGAACAGCAGAGUGAUGGUGUCCAGACAUUUGUUUUUAAUUCAAAUAGUGUGCAAUGGUGAAUAUAAAAUGUUUAUACGACGCUUAUUUUUUUAACCACCUGGGGAAAAAACUUGAGUGCAAAAAAAAUAAAACAUCUGUACAUUUUUUUUU
This is a messenger RNA of Lethenteron reissneri (Far Eastern brook lamprey), 2477 nucleotides long. RefSeq names its product collagen alpha-2(IX) chain-like. NCBI's taxonomy places the organism in Eukaryota, Metazoa, Chordata, Hyperoartia, Petromyzontiformes, Petromyzontidae. The record is from RefSeq and is a predicted model, not a curated record. Gene Ontology annotation, cellular component: extracellular matrix.